AUGGAACCCUUUCUACUCGGAUCAAGCCAAUCACAUGAAAAGCCUGAUAUAUACGAUGAAAUAUCCACACAACUGGAUGAAAUACGUCGACAAUCUCCCGAUAAUUUACCGGUUCCUGUACACGUCCUAAAAACUGCUUUGGAGACUGCCGAUGGCCAAAUUGAAGAAAGAUUUCUAGAGGCUCAUAAAUGUCACAGUGGUCAACGUAUCAUUCUUAUUCCUUAUCUAAUCAAUAUUGAUCAUUGGGCUGGGAUUUUGCUCGAGUGGAAUUCGGCGGGGCAAAUAGAACAAUCGAAAUUCAUUGAUCCACUUGUCGGUAGUGAUACUGUUCCAGAUGAAUUACAGAAUAAAUUCAUGAAAAUCUUUCCAAAAAAUGUUUUACGUUCGAAGAAGAUGUCAAAGCACGAAGACCAAGCCCGAAGCGGAAUGUUAACUGUAACCAAUCUAUUGAAUGCAGUGCAAAAAUCACAUUCGUCUCAAGCAAGUACCUUCAGUUUAUCUUCUACGAAUGAAGAAGCUUCGACAACAUCGUGUGAAGGUAAUCAAAAGAAUUUAUCUGAACUUGAGAAAAGACUAAAAAGUGGAUUAACGAAAUUCAAAAUAUCUGAUGUAAACAUAUUGUCAGACAGAAUUCUGAAGAUGAAAACUCGAAUUGAAGAAUAUCGCGAAACAGAAAGAAUGGAUGAUGCAGGAAAGGAAAUAAAUUACUUAAAAGAAUGCGAAAUAUUAGCAGAAAUUGCUGAGAAAAUCGAACGUAUGAAAGCAAAUCAUUCAGAAUCUGAUUUCGAACAUCAAUUAGCGGAUGGCCUUAGUAGAUUGAAAAUAACUGAUGUGAAAGUUUUGCCAGAACGAAUAGCACGAUCAGAAGCACGAAUUAAAGAAUAUCAAGAGGAAGAGAGAGCAGAUGAAGCAAAAAACGAAGCGACGCGUUUAAAUGAGCUCAAGAGAUUACAGAAACUCGCGGAAGAUAUUGAAAAUCUAAAAACGAUGAGUGGACAAAAUCAGCAAUCGAAAUUGAAUCGGUUAGAACAACAAUUCGCGACUGAUUUAGCGAAUUUGAAGAUCGCUGAUCCAGCGAAAUUAUCAGAGAAAAUUGCGAAAUCUGAGGAACGAAUCAAAGAAUUCGAAGAAGAAGACAGAAUUGGUGAUGUAGAAAGAGAAAAACAAUAUCUAAAUAAAUGUAAGGCAUUACAGAAGCUUUUCGAAGAAAUUUCUCAGCUGAAAUCGAAUAGUAACGAGGCAGAAGGAGAUGAUGAUUUACAAAAGAAAUUAAACGACGGGCUGUCAAAAUAUAAAAUUUCGAAUGUCGGAGAUUUACCUGAAAGAAUUCAUCGAUGCGAACAACGCAUCAAAGAUUAUCAGGAAGAAGGUCACUUAGAAGAAGCAGAAAAUGAAAAUAAUCGUUUAACUGAAUUAAAGAAACUUCAGAAAUUAGCUGAUGAUUUGAAUAAGUCGAAAGAGGAAGAAACAGAUGAAUCCAAAUUGCGCAAAUUAGAAGAGAAAUUAGCGAAAGGCUUAGCGCAAUUGAAAGUACCGAAUGUUUCAGUUUUAAUAGAAAAAAUUCAACGUUCGAAGCAACGAAUUAGUGAAUUUGAAGAAGAAGAUCGAAUUGAUGAAGUAGAAAUAGAAAAAGUAUAUUUAAAAAAUCUUGAAGAUUUAAAUCAAUUGGCUGACGAAAUCACGAAUUUGAAAUCAAAUUCGUCGAAAAAACCGGCAGAUGAUAUGCCAAAACCGAGUCUAGUUGCUCCCGACGUUGAAAAUAUUCCUGCGCCGACGACUGAACAAAGUGUUGAAAAACAGAGAUUCAAUAGUCGCGAUAUGUAUCCGUGCGCAGAAAAAACUAUUGUGGAAUUUUUGGAAUAUUUCCAAGAAAAAAAUCUUGAAGGUGCUCAUGUUAAACUCGAUCGAAAAUUCAUCAAUGAAAGGUUCAAACAAUUACAGAAGCAGAUUGAGAAACAAGAACUCUUUUCCAAGAAAAUUCAGGAGAAUUUACAAGAUUUACAACGUUAUACACGAAGUCAUGAUAAUCCAUUAAUAUUGCGCUGUUUAACUGAAAUUUUAUCACAAAUUCGACCGUUAAAUGUUCGGGAAAUUGAGCGACUUGUAGACAAAGCUAAAGAUGCCGCGAAAUUAAUUGCUGGUAAAGAUAUAAUAUUAUUGGUCGGAGAAACUGGAACUGGAAAAUCCACGACAAUACAGUUUCUCAGUGGUUCGAAGAUGAAAAAGACGAAAGUUGAAGUUGAACCAGGAAGAUUCUUAGAACAUAUUACGAUCGAUGGGCCGAUCAAGAACCAUGACUUAAUAAAUGUCACGAAUAGCGCGUUGAGUAGAUCAGAAACACGAUACAUCGCACCGGUAACCAUUCCAUUACGAGAUAUUUACGGUUCACAUGAAUCCGGAGAAAUCAUUCUAUGUGAUGCACCAGGUUUUGGUGAUACAGCGGGUCCAGAAGUUGAUAUUGCCAAUGGAGUUGGAGUUAUUGAAGCUUUAAAAGACUGUAAAACUGUGAAAAUUCUUGCUCUUUCAAGUUACAAAAGUCUAGGAGAUCGAGGACAAGGAAUUCAGAAACUCGCGCAUCAUUUGAUUAAUAUGAUUCAAGAUAUUCAAGAAAGAUUAGGCGCUAUUUGUUAUGCAUUCACAAAAUAUCCAUCGUCAGUGGACAUUAACGCUUUGUUAUCUGAUAUCAAAAUAUCAAAAGUUGAUAAAGAUCCGUUGUUACAAUCAGAUAGCACAUUCGUAGCAGUUUUAAAGGAUAUGAUUAAUAAAACACGAGUUGAUGCGGAAAUUCUCGAUCCUCUUUCGGGAGAUCCUAAAUCUUUGAUUAAAAAAUUACGACAGUUACGUGGAAUAAAACAUCUUGAUGAAGUUUUUCGAUUUUCUAUCAGUACCGAAACCCAAUCUUGUAUUUCAGAUCAAGUUCAACAAGAUAAUUCGAAUAUUAAAUGUGCAUUAAAACAUCGAGAUAUCGAUCUUGCUUUAUAUUGUUUAGAUAAAUUAAAAAGUUUGAAAGAUUUGAUUGAUUUAAAUACAAUUAGAGAUUCGUAUGAAGAUGCGAUUCGAUCAGUUAAAGAAACCUUAACAAAUUUUUGCAGUGAAAGAACGAAAACUUUUCAUCGUUCAUUGGUAAGUCAAGACGGGAUGAAGGAUGAAGAUAUUCAAGAAUAUAAAUAUUCGAUUGAAUUUAUUCAAAAAUGUCAAAAACUACAAAAACAUUUCGACGAAGAAAUAUUUUCAUCAGAAUUAUUCGUACAAAACAUGAUUAAUGAAAUUCAAGAACGAAAGAAAGUUCUUCUCGAAGAACAAUUAUCAAGUCAUCUCAUUGGAAUUUUCUUUAACAAUGUUUUUCUUUUGAAAAAUUCCUUCGAACAAAUUCAGCCAUUGUACAAACAAAUUUGUGAAUAUUUUCAACAAGAAUUUCAAAAACUCACGAAUACAACCGACGAACUCAUCAGAGCAAAUCAAUUUGAUCAAAUCGCUAAUGUGAUUUUACAAAUCACAAAAUGUCUUCCGACUUUGAACAAACAUUUAAAUGGUUUAGUAGAAAAAAAAUAUCGUCAGACGAUUCAGCUGCUUGUCGAAUCUUUGAAGAAUAUUCUUGAGAAAUGUCAGUUAGUUUUAGCUAAACCGAGAUUAAGUGAAAAUGAGCUUGAAUUUGUGAAAAAUUCAGUUGUGACAUUAGGAUCAGUGAAAAGAAAUGCUGCGCUACAGGAUCGUCUUUCAACUUAUAAUGAAAUGUUUAAGAAGAGCGAAAAUCUUAAUGGAAUUUAUAAUUCGUUGAUUGAGAAAAUUGUGGAAUAUUUUAACGAAAUCAAUAAUCGAAUAGAUCAAUUGUUUAAAAAUCAUGGUGAUCGCGCGCUUGAAGAUACUGAGACUUUAAUUAGUGAUUUGGAUGCAAUUCGAACGAUUCCAGAAAUUGAUUCGAAAACAGCGGGAAUUUAUCAUCAAACAGUUAAUUUUGUUCGUUCACAAAUGAAUCAAAUUCAACAAGAAGUUGAAGAUCUAUUGAACUCACUCGAAUCACAAAAAGGAACGCCAAACUAUGUGAAAAUCGCUCGUUUAUUAUCACGAAUGAAUAAUGCCAAAUGGAUGAAUCGAACCUGUCCAGGGUCAUAUGAUCGAGCAAGAAAACGAAUCACUGAUGAACUAACUGAAUAUUUUCACGAUUUAGAAGAUCGUUUGAUGAAAUUAGAUUUAACGAUGAAACAUCCAGAAAAUAUUCCCUUUGCGCAGGAAAUCUUUGAUAAACUUGAUUCUCUCAGUAUUUUCGAUCGAAUUCUACCCGAAUUGAAGCAUAAAAAAGAUUCAAUGAUAAAAAGUUUCCUUGAAAGUGUUCAAGCGAACUUUGAUCAAAUGCAAAAGAUCUUUCAAUUACAAGAUAAAAGAAUUUAUGAAGCCAAACAGGAAUUAAUUCGACUUGAACAAAUCGAACAAGGCUGGGUAGAUUUACAUCCAGCUAAUGUUCUUUUACGUCAAAAUAAUUUCAGCGAUUUCAAUAAAUUGGAAAAGGAAAUCAAAGAACUCGAAAAUAACCGAGACAAAGAAAUCCAACAUCAAAAUCAAAGAAAAGCGAAUAUCGAAGACAAAUUGACAAAAUGCAAAGAAGAAGAGAAAAGCAAUUUUGAAAAUCGACUUGCAAUUCAAGCAGAUACUAUCCAAGACUCAGAAAACAAAUAUAAAAAUCUUCUAGAACCUCUUCUUUCAAUUAAAACUCAAUAUGAAUCAUUGAUAAUUACACACAAUACUCUCACAGAAGAACAAUCGAAAUAUCUUCAAAGAAGAAACGUCGCAAAUAUUCAAAUUUUGACUCAAACCAUCGAUGAAAAGAAAAAAAUUGUCAGUCAACAUCAAAGUGAUCAACAAACAUUUCACUUUGAUCAUUUCAAUGCGGCAACAGCUGAUAUCGCCUUAGUUUAUACACGAAACUGUGAAAAGAUCAGAAAUAUCUGUUUUAAACAAAUGGCGUCUGAAACUCAUCGAAUUUUACUAAAAUAUAUCACUGAAUACGGAAUUUGUCUUCAGAAGGAUAUUGAAAGAAUCUUCAAAUCCAUUUUAGAAAAUAAUUCAUGUGAUUCGGAAAAUUUAGAAACACGCUUAGAAGAUUUAGUUGCAUUAAGAGAAUAUAAAAAUGUGUUUGAAUCGAUUGAAGGAAAUAAAAAAGUCGAAACUUGGAGAAGAAAAUUUGGAGAACAAUAUCAAAUAAGUUCCACUCGAAUUGAAAAUUAUAAAACGUCGGGAAGUUAUGAAGAUUUACAUAAGGAGUUGAUCGUUGUCCAACAUUUAAGUCGAGUAGAUAACUUUUGUAGUGGAACGUUUUUAACACAAGGUUUCGGUGCUUUGUAUCGAACUAAUCAAAUUGAAACGUCGAAACAAUCCAAGCAAACUUAUGAGAACGUUUUGCAAUUUAUCAAAGACGAAAAUUAUGCGGCUAUUGACAAUGUCAUGGAUGAUUUUGAUGAGAAAACAGCCAAUCCAAGAAAUAUGCGUGCGAUUAAACGGGAUCUCCAACGUUCUUUGGAUGAUUUAAUGAAAAACACACUGAAAAUUGCCAACAAACUCAAUGUUAGUGAUGACUUUGUAACGAUGACUCAGUGUCAAAUUGAAAAAAUAAUUGCGAAUUUUGAAAAAUUGCGUACUGUUCGAAGAUCAAAAUUGUUAACAUUGAUUGAUGGUGAAGAAACGAAAACAGAUUUGAACGAAUUCGAAAAGAAAUUAACUGACUGUUUAUCAAAAAACUUGUCACAAUCGAUCGAAAAUAUCGAAAAGCUCUUGGAUUCGAAUGAUGUCUUCGAAGUGGAAUUAAGUAUCGAAAAAUUUGAUCUGAUUCGACGUGAAUUUGAUCAACUUUUGAAUUUGGAAUCAAUUGAUCCAAAACUAAAGGAAAUCAAAGGGAAAUUAGAUAAUUUGGAUCAACUUAUCUUGGAACAAAAUGAUUAUCUCAAAGACAUUCAACAAUAUCCAAUUCAUUCUCCGAAAGAUCUCGUUUUGAAAUUACAAAAGGCUCCUGAACGUCUUAAAACAAAAUAUGACAAGAUUAUACGACGAAUUAUCGCUCAAAUUAAACAAAAUUUCCAAUCAAUGAUUGACAAUGUGGAUAAGGAACCCAUUGAAAAACGUGUCGAAUUGAUUAAACCACUGUUUGAUGCACUAGACUUUCUUCCAGAUGAUUUACAAACAUAUUUUAAAACAGAAGUUACUCAGCUAAAAGAUAAAGUUAUCGAAGAAAAUCGAACAUAUAAACGUGAAUUAGAAAAUUUUCUGAAGAGUGAGAAAAUUAAUGAUGACACGAUUCGAAGAUUAAAUAGAUUUGCAGAGAUAUAUGAAAGUAGAAAGCAAGACGAAUUGUUAACAAUUUUACAUUCAGGAGUUUCAAAUAAAUUAGACCAUUAUUGGAAUUUAGUUCAACAAUCAUUUGAAAAGGAAGAGAUUCAAUUAGGACUUGAGAAUAUCCCAAUCAUUUUGAAAUUUCAUCUUUAUGCACCGAAUAUUCCAGUUAGUGAAAGAUAUUUGAAGUUAGUUUCAGAUUUGCUUAGUGGAAAAAUACUUCUUUAUUCCAAAGCACUUUCGGACGUGUUUUCACUUAAUAAACUUGAAAGUGUUGAUAAAGCUCUACAAAAUCUAAUCUUAUGUUUGGAUUUCGUUCAUUCUUAUUCUCCGCAAAUCAACGAUUUCAUUCCGGAAAAAACAUUCACAAACACGUCUCUCAGUUUGAAUAAAUUAUCAACAGAUUGGCAAGUGUUAGUCGACAAUUUUAACACUGCUUUGAAAGCAAUGAAUAUCAGCGUCAUUAAGGAGUUAUUGCACACGGCUUCUUCAAUAAAUCAAGUUCUCAAAAAAUUUCAUUGUUGUGCAUGUGAACAUUCAAUGAUGAAAUCGUUUCUUAUACAAAUGAAACAAAUACCUGAACAUAAUAAGUUAAUGAAGAGUUUUCAAGAAGAGAUCCGUUUAUCCGCGUUAGUUUUUCAAGAAGAUUUGAUUAGUGAUAGAACCGAACGAUUUGAAGCAGAUCGCGAACAAUUUUUCAGUAAACUUUCAGCAACAUUAAAAGUUUUUCAAUUAAUUGAGAAAGAGUUUUCGAAUAAAUUCGCAUCGAUAUUCGUUUUUGAACAAAUUGAAAAAGAUCUGAAGAUGAAAGUCGAAAAAAUCAAAGAAAAACUUGUUUCUUCUUCGAAUCAAACGAGUCCAACUUCAGCCGAUGCAGAUCAAUUUCGACUUUAUUACAAUCAUCUUCUUUCGAUUGAAAAGCAUCUUCAAUACUCUGAUCUUCAAAUUCGUCAAACUUUAGAAUUAGCUGAAAAAUCAAUACUUAGACAAGUUGAUUAA
This is a messenger RNA of Adineta ricciae, 7320 nucleotides long. Lineage: Eukaryota; Metazoa; Rotifera; Eurotatoria; Adinetida; Adinetidae. The record is from the annotation of a GenBank genome assembly.